This is a messenger RNA of Danio aesculapii, 2179 nucleotides long. RefSeq names its product nuclear receptor coactivator 5 (gene ncoa5). Gene Ontology annotation, molecular function: RNA binding. Gene Ontology annotation, biological process: regulation of signal transduction. The record is from RefSeq and is a predicted model, not a curated record. Gene Ontology annotation, cellular component: nucleoplasm. NCBI's taxonomy places the organism in Eukaryota, Metazoa, Chordata, Actinopteri, Cypriniformes, Danionidae.
UGUCUCUAAGCAACUCGCACUUCCGCACAGGAUUACCGCACGGUUGCGGCUGUUUUGCAGCGGGACUUUCAUCUCAAUCUUUUCGCACAAUCAAGACUCCGUAAGAAAAUCACCGGAUCCUUUCAAGCUUCCCAUGGUGACGACCUUGGGGGAAAUAUAGCUAAACAAAUAGUCUUGUAUCUAAAAUCAACUGCAAGCGUUCCUUGAAAGCGGGCCUUGACCUAAAUCUCGUAGAGCCAUGUCGCACAGAAGAAGUCGGAGUGCUACACCACCACCUUCGUACGUCACCAACAGCAAUGAACCUCGCGACCUGGAGCGAAGGAUUUUUGUUGGAAAUUUGCCUACGGCACACAUGGCGAAGAAGGACAUGGAGGAUCUUUUCAGGCCAUAUGGGAAAAUCCAGGUUUUGUCCCUGUUUCGUGGGUAUGGAUUUGUGCAGUUUGAACGAUUGGAGGAUGCAGAGGCCGCUAAAGCCGGACAUAACGGUCGAGUUUAUAGAGGUUAUAAACUAGAUGUAAAUAUGGCAGCUGAGAGACGACAGAAUAAAUCCAGAUCAAGUCCUCCACGCAGGCCAUCCAGCUCUUAUGGGGAGAGUCGCGAGCCCCGUCCUCGCUCUCGGUCCCCCGUGCACGGACGAGAUUCUCGAUACCACCGUGAAAGUCGAGAGAUGAGGGCCAACAGCCGUGAACCACGUCCCGCUUCGACACGUGAACAUGAGGAUAGACCCCCGGCUGAAGAACGAUACAGGGGGUCCGAGAGCAGGGAGAAGGAGCCUUCUUUAAGAGAGGAAAGUUAUGAUCGUUACUAUCGUGGCGAGUACGAUUAUUAUCGGAAGAAAGAUGAGGCGUACUCUGGCUACAGAGACCCCUGGAAUGGCAGAAGAGAGCAGAGGGUGGAGCGCAUGCGUCCUGAAGAGCGGCGCAGGAACGAACUCUAUCGGCAAUAUUAUGAAGAGCUGCAGAAGCGAUAUGAUCUUGACAGACCAGUGGACUGCUCUGUCAUAGUAGUCAACAAGCUGCAAAAGGAAUAUGCUGAAACGGUGGGCAGGAAAGUUCGGGAUCUGGGUAUGGUGGUGGAUCUAAUCUUCCUGAAUACUGAAGUGUCUUUAACUCAAGCUCUGGAGGACGUAAGCCGAGCUCGUACACCCUUUGCCAUCAUUAUUACCCAGCAGCACCAAGUUCAUCGUUCCUGUACAGUCAAUAUCCUCUUUGGGACACCACAAGAGCACAGGAACAUGCCCAUUCAGGACGCCAUGGUUCUGGUGGCGCACAACUUUGAAACCUUUAAAGUUGAGCACCGCGCUAAAGAAAGGGACGAAACUUGCUAGGAAGGCGGCAAGAUGGCUGAUGACGUGUUAAUGAGGGAACAUGACAGAGAGGGUCAUCCCGUUUCUGUCCUCACUGCAGUUACGCUGCUGUCCGAGGGCAGGUUUAUGACUCCAGAAGAGCUGGCCAGGCUAAUCGAAUAUCUCCGAGAUAGUGAUCGUCUUGUCAGAAGCACUACUGACACAGGAUCCCACCCUCCGUCUGUGACCCACGAGCCCUCUCAGCCGCAGGCUAUUUCGGUUCCAGCUCAGCCCACGUACUCCACCCUGAGCCUCCAGACCAGCCAUCUGACUCCUGCGUCAGCUCCUGCUCAAACCAACCAGCAGGAGCUCCAGGCUAAAAUCCUCAGCAUCUUCAACAGCGGCAGCGGCUCAUCUGUGACCUCCAGUCCCGCUCCAGCAGCCCAAACGCAGGGUUACCCACCCAGCCUCUUAGCCCAGGCCACCAGCCUUCAGUCAGCUGUCUCCGCCUUGCCCAAAGUUGCCACCGUCCAGCCACAGAGCAGCAUUAGCCCUCGGCCUACGCUCAGGCCUCCAGUCGCCCGUAUGGCUGCUCCUGCAGGAGCAGCUAGACCAGCAGUCACCGCCGGCACCGGCAUCAAUUUCGACAACCCCAGUGUGCAGAAAGCAUUGGAUACGCUGAUUCAGAGUGGCCCAAUUAACCAGCUGGUAAAUGGCUCUGUGGGUCAAGGCUUGCGGUCCGCACAGGGAAUGGCCCAGAGCGUCGAUCCCAGUUCACAGUCCAUUUCCCAUUAUUCCCGUCAUUACUGAAAUGAAUGAGGAAUCCAUAAGGUUGAAUGAUAAGUUAUUUUUCGUUCUUGUUCCGUUUGUGAUUAAAAACAACCUCAAAACGCA